AAAAAAAAGAUUAAAUGCUAAUUAGUCAAAUCAUCUCCUGUUGCUUUAUUUACACCACUGGAAGUAUAUUUUACAGAUCUAAGACAUUCCCCUGAAGAACAGAAGAUGGUUCUCAGAUGUAAGAACUGCAGCAUGCAGAAAAGGCAUAGUGAGGUCUUUGUGUCUCUGCAGCUCUUCAUUUUGAUGUAAAUGUGGGGCAACCUUGCAGGUUUGAACUGGGGGAGGGGGCCGAAUGAAAUGCAACUGGAGGGAUCUUUUGUGUGGCCUCCUGUAAAUCCCAAAUGUUCUCAAGAACUGAAAACAAAAACAGCGUGAGUGCUUGGGCCGGCCAACUUCGGUCGCCUCAAGUGACGUACCAACUGCCCCAACAAAGAAAACCCCACUGAAGGCAUUCAGUCGGCUGUUUUCCAGAAUAUUCGUUCCUGCCCGUCCUGGCCAGGCAUUUACAGUGUCAACACCAUGAAGGGAGUCGCCCACCGGGAGUCCUGCAGCUGUAUAAGGCCACCGUACAUGGUGGCAUGUGGCUGGGAUUAGGAAAUUUCACUGUGGAUUAAAAUCUUUCCAACUUCUCCAUGGCCACCAGCUAAAAGGAAAGGAGUCCAAAGCUCUAGCGCAGAUCCAAGGAGAACGCUGGGCCCAAAGUCUCACUGAGCAGGAUGUUCCAGCUGCUUCCGGGUCACAUCCAGCCGCCUGGACAUCGAACCCGAAAAAGCCGUCUGGUCACCAAAGAUGGGCACUGCAACAUUGAGUUUGGCAACAUUGAGUACAGUAACCACUUCGCCUUUGUGGUGGACUUCUGGACUACCUUCGUGGAAAUCCGCUGGCGUUUUGUCCUCGUCCUGUUUGUGGCUACCUUCACUGGCAGCUGGUUCAUGUUCAGCCUGUUGUGGUACUGGAUCGCAAAGAGCAACGGGGACCUGACGGCGCAGAACCAAACAGAGGAGCACGUCCGUUGUAUAGACAAUGUUAACGGCCUCACAACGGCGUUCCUGUACUCACUAGAGACACAAACCACCAUUGGUUAUGGUGGCAGGGCGCUGACUGGGCACUGUGCUGGCACGGUGGCUCUGAUUAUCAUCCAGUCUCUAGUUGGCGUCUUCAUCAACUGCUUUAUGUGUGGCAUCAUCCUGGCCAAGAUCUCCUUACCCAAGAAAAGGGCAAAGACUGUCACCUUCAGCAACACAGCGGUCAUUUGUUUGAAGAAAGGAAGUCUGUGUCUCCUCAUCAGAGUGGCCAACCUUAGAAAAACCUUAUUGAUUGGAAGCCAGAUUUAUGGGAAGCUGCUGAGGACGACCACCACUCCAGAUGGAGAGACCAUCAUCCUGGAUCAGCUGGACGUUGACUUCAUGGUUGAUGCUGGCAAGGAUAACUUAUUCUUUGUUUGUCCGCUGACGCUCUACCACGUCAUUAACAGAUCGAGUCCAUUCUACGAGCUGUCCGCCGACACUCUCCCCCUACAGGACUUUGAGUUGGUGGUGUUUUUAGACGGGACGGCAGAGUCCACCAGCUCAUCAUGCCAGGUACGAACAUCAUAUGUCCCACAGGAGAUCCAGUGGGGCUACAGCUUCCUCCCCAUCAUCUCCCGCACUAAAACAGGAAAGUAUCGAGUGGAUUUCUCAAACUUUUCCAAAAGUGUCCGAGUUACCACGCCGCACUGCGUCCACUGCUUUGAGACGGACGGAGACCAGAGAACCCCCAACAAGGAGAACCACAUCAACCAGCUCAAGCUGGGCAUCGACAACCUGGGCUUCCAGGUGAUCGACAUUCCUGACCCGGUAGAUGUCACAAAAAUGUGAAACGUACCUAUUCUAGAGGAAAGGUGAAAGCUAUAAGGGCCACUGAAGAUACAAAUAAAAGGAAGAGAAAAUUUCCGCCAAAAAACUCAGAAAUUUUGGAAUUAAUCUCAAAAAUGUUCUAAAAGAAAAAUAUAUGUGUUUGAAAAGUCAAAACAUUUCAACUUUGAAAUUUGUGGAGCUUCACAGGUCUAACAUUUUUGUCUUUUCAAAUUGAAACUUUUUUCUAGAAAAUAUCUGACAUUAAUCUCUAAAUUUCCAUGUAUU
Poecilia latipinna (sailfin molly) is the source of this 2060-nucleotide messenger RNA. Its product is annotated as ATP-sensitive inward rectifier potassium channel 1-like. The transcript has 2 exons. Gene Ontology annotation, biological process: regulation of monoatomic ion transmembrane transport; potassium ion import across plasma membrane. The record is from RefSeq and is a predicted model, not a curated record. Gene Ontology annotation, cellular component: plasma membrane. Gene Ontology annotation, molecular function: ATP-activated inward rectifier potassium channel activity. NCBI's taxonomy places the organism in Eukaryota, Metazoa, Chordata, Actinopteri, Cyprinodontiformes, Poeciliidae. Bases 657 to 1796 code for a protein of 379 amino acids.